Jaminaea rosea is the source of this 4914-nucleotide messenger RNA. RefSeq lists its product as hypothetical. The record is from RefSeq and is a predicted model, not a curated record. The transcript has a single exon. Bases 1 to 4914 code for a protein of 1637 amino acids. Lineage: Eukaryota; Fungi; Basidiomycota; Exobasidiomycetes; Microstromatales.
AUGGCUGACGUCGAGGUCGUGAGGCGACCACUCGCAGCUACCUAUGGCCGUCGACGACGAGAUGAGACACCAUUGAGCGAUGCCGAGGGCCAGUCCUCGCAGCCUUCACCUCCUGCUCGCGACUCGCUCUUCCUCGACAGCUCGCCCCUCAACAAAGAGGAAUCACAUCGAAGCCGAUAUGCCACCAAUGACGAAGAGACAGGCAACACUAGCGCCUCGAGCUCAGACGAACGCGACCGUGCGGCAUUCAAGCCAAGAUCCUCUUCCAUCGGCCUGGCGCCUCCCCAGCCCAGCCGCAUUGCUGGUCUGGAAAACAGCGACGACGAUGAUGACGACGAUGAAGAGACCUCACAAAAUGCUCUGGACCGUGUCAGAGCUCAGCUAGGAGUAUCACAUCCGAGCAGCAGCAACGGCAGUGGAAGCCGACGCGACGCAGCUACCAGCUCCCUCAGCAGCGCUCCUUCACUCUCACAACCUCAGCGGCCGGGCGCCGGCAACAGCAAGGCUAUAUACGACAGCGAUGCCGACGAGGAAGACAGUUUCGUCCACCGCACCGCCGCUUCGCGGCCAAAUCGCGUCGGCCUUCUGGCAGGCAGGAUGAAGGCCAGGAUGACCACGUCUUCAUCUACAGACGACCAGACGCGGCCCUGCUUUGGCUCACAGCGCUCCGCCUCACCACGCCGCAGCUUCGUCCUCAGCGACGACGACUCGUCUCAUUCGGACUCAGCACCAGACUCGCAGCUGGCUCAGUUACGCAAAGACAGGCUAGCAGCCACGCAGCGCAAGCAGAAGCUCGAGGAGAUGGCUGCGAAGAGGCGCCAAGCUGCAGAAGCAGAGGUCUCGCUUGAGGACGACUUCUUCAACAACAGCCACAACGAUGAUGCUCCCGCCACCGACGAUCCUAUCCGGUCCAGCUCCAAUGUGGGGGAGGACAGUGAUGAGGACUACCCCGACGCCCAUGAGUUGAUACAACGAGCCGCGGAGCAACGCCGACAGCACGACGGAAGCGUGCGAGGGGAUUCUAGCGUGAGCAGCAGCAAGCAUAGAUCGUCAAAGUCAUCGAAGAAGGCGACACGCCCGCCCAAGGGACCCAAGCCGCUCUCGAAGAAGGAGCAAGAAGAGAUGCACAAGAUGCAGGCCAAAAUUGAGCGCAGUAGACCUAUGCCUAGCCUUGCCUUGCAAUCGCACCCGGUCGAUCGACAAGAGUACAGCAUCGCUCAGCUAGCAGCCAAGUUCCAACAACCUGAGUCUCUUCCUUCCGCUGAUGAGGACGACCCGAUCGAGUCAGACACGCCGCGGCGUCCAGCGCCGGGGACAGCCGUGCCAGCCAAGGGCUCAAUGGCCAAUGCAAAGCCGUCCACCAUCCUCACAGAGGGCAGUUGCUUCUCGGACCCAGUCGCGAUCUCCUCAUCUCACGUCAGCGUCGAAGAGCUACAACGGCGCAAAGCACAGGAAGCACUCAAGCUGCGCAAGCAAAAGUGGCUACAGGCGCAACAGGAGAAUGCGCAGCGCCCUUCCUCGAUGGCAGACUCCAUCGAGUCUACGGGCAGCGACCUCGUCUUUGACAUGAUGUCCAAGCCGCGGGCUGGCGCACAAGCUGCGGAAGAUGAGGACGACCUGACCAUCAUCGACUCCACGGCUCCUUCUUCAAGCAGGCGCGGCUUACUCUUCGUCUCGAAGCUGCAAGAGCGCUCACGCAGCAAUGGGGCUUCGACGAAGAAAGCGCCCGCAGACCGCAGCAGCAAGCACGCCGCCCAGCCUGCAGGCAUGUCAGCGGUCGACUUCAAGCAGGCGAUGCUGGACAAGGUCAGGCGACAGAACAUUAGCAUCAGGCAGGCACGUGAGAUGCAGGCUGGCGGUCCGGCUCGCAAUGCGCAACACAGCCAAGCUGCAGCACAACCAAAUGCUGCGGGAGACGCUGACGAGUCGGCUGACGUUCUGAAGAAGAUGACGGCGCGCCUGCAGCAGCAGCCUGACGCAGAUGAGGUCGCAGACGCUGCGGAUGGGCACGAUGGAGGCAGUGAGGAUGAAGACUUUUGGCCAGAGGACAGUGGGAGUGACGACGAUCACGCCGGCUCUGGGGAAGAGGAAGACCAAAUCGAGGACGCCAGCGCGAAGGUUGCUCAGGAGUAUGAGAAUAAUGACGGCGACUCGCUCGCGGAAGAUGAGGCCGAUGUCAUGCCUCCCUCGAGCCAGAACACCAACCGCUCCGUGGGCCGCACUGGGAUGGACAGUGACGAGGAUGAAGAUGAUGAGGUCGAGAUGCACACGGCGAGGCCGGGCAAGAAGAGGGCACAGCUUGCUGUUGUUGACGAGGAUGAUGAGGAGCAACAUCAGCAGCAGCAGCAGCAGCAGCACAAGGACGACAGCCCGCCUGCGUCGGCUCCCCUCACAGGCAAAAGCGCCGGCUUCGGUGGCGGGCCCGGUGGCCUCACUCAAUUCUUCCAGGAUACGCAGCAAUCCGACCACGAAGAGCUUCCCGAGUCACAGCGUCUCGCUGCUCAAGCAGCCAGUGACGCCUCCCUGCAUCGUACCUCCGCAGCACCACCCUCCGCCGGCGCACCCAAGCCAACAAACGACUCAGUCCUCGGCCAAUUCUUUGCAGACACCCAACUAUCUCAAACGCCCCGCGGCCACUCCCUCGACGUCAUCGGGGCUACUGGACGGGCAAAAAAUGCAGAUCACUUUGCUUUCGUGCCCGAGGGUGGGUCGUUGGGUGAUGCGGCCCUUUCUCAAUUCUUCAACGAGGGAACGCAGAUAACCCGGCCUACGGGGCAGGAAGAAGCUGGUGCUACCGGCGCCUCACUCGACGCGCCUGGAGGAUCCAUGCCUCCUCCCCGUACCAUACCCACCGACGGCUUUGCGGCGCUACGUCGCCAAGCCCAGGGAGACGGGGAGGACCUGCUUGGGUCUCCUGACUCGAUCCUGCCUAGCCCUGAUCACUCGCCGGGCAACUUCGCCAACUUCGCCACCCCACGUGCUGCACCCCUGGAGCCGGCUAGGCAGUACCUGAAUCAUGAAGGUUUCUUCACUCAGACUAGGCCUGUUGCAUCAGCGCCGGCUCCUGAUAGUGCUGGAAGCAGACGAAGAAGCUUGAGUGUAGGGAGCAACCGCGGAGGAGCAGACAGCUUCGCAAGUCAAUGGGGCGCUACGGAGCCAAGGGCAACGAGUGCGGAUGAGGACGCGGAAGAGCAUGAUGUGCCUUCCUCGCCGAGCGCGAGACGCAAGCGCUUCAGGCGCGCCCUCCAGCCACUACAAGGCGAGAGUGAGGGCGAGGAAGAGGCGGGCGAGGAGGAGGAGGAUGAAGAGGAGGAGGAGGAGGCAGAUGAAGGCGAUUCGCGGGGCUCGGGCUCCGACGUCGACCCUGAUGAACGCCACCCCGCCGCCGAGGAGGAUGAGGAGGAGGACGACGACGUUGGCUCUGCGGCCGAAGACGACGUCCAUCCAGGCGCGACUGCUAACGCAUGGGACGUCCUCAAGCGUGCGGCACAACGCGCCGACCUUGCCAAAUCUGCGUCAAAAAAGAAGUCGAGGCGUCGCAACGAGUUCAUUGAAGGUGAAGCCGAGGAGUCCGAAGACGAAGAGGGCACACGUCAGGGCGGCGGGCUCAAGGGUGUCUUCGACAAGUCCGACGACGAGGGCAAUGAAGAUUCAGACUCGGACGACGAUGGUGCUGACCUCGAGGGGCUCGUAGACGAUGUCCAUGAGCGAGACGAGGCGGCUAAGGACAAGCUGGCCCUCGCGCGCUACCAGCAAGACAUGGAUGUGGACGAAGCUGCAGCCCUCGCUCUGGCGGAGAAGGCGGCAAAGGGUGAACUGCGCAACAAGCGGCGCAAUCGUGGCCUCGGCGCCGGCCUGGAGGGUCUGCUCGACGACGACUUUGAUGAGGAGCGACUGAAGCGCCUCGCGAGCAGGCCGAAGGGCUUUGUGGCGAAGAGACGCAAGCUGGAAGGAGGAGAUGGGAUGGAUCUGCUUGCGAGCAAGGCAGAGAGUCGCGCCUUCGUGGAGGGGUAUGCUGAGACGCAUGACACAGGGGUCGGGGAGGGGGAGUACACUUUCCUCGCUGCGGCCGAGGAUGAAGGGGAUGAAAGCGACGAUGACGAAGAAGAGGAUGAGGACGAGGACCGCAGUGAGGAGGAAGCGUCACCAGCGAAGCGUGACGAUGACGACCUGGAUGAGCUGGACCGUGUCUUUGCUCAGCGGAUCACGCGCAAAGAGCUGGCCAAGGAGCUCAAGGAGCGUCGCAAGAACCAGCGACGUCAGCGAGUCGCAUCGGACGAUGAGUAUGGCGAUGCGCCCGAGGAAGCGCAAGCAUCGGUCCCACCCGCAAGUCGCGACUUCUUCGCCAGCGACGAGAGUGAUGACGAGGUGGAUCGUCGAGUCGGUGCUCAAGCUGCGGCGAAGAGGAAGGCGGCUCUACCCUCUUUCUUGCACGACCGUCUCAACUCGUCCGCCAAUAGCGACAAGAAGGCUCGUACCUCCUCUGUUGCAUCAAGAAGCCGUGCCGAUGCGCACCACGACGACGACGACGAAGAGGAUGACGACCCCUCGACAGCGGACCCAGCAUCAGCCCUCAUUGAAGGCCUCAAGCGCCGCAGGGCCGUCUCCCCACGCACGGCGGAGCGUCUUGCGCGCGUUGCAGCAGAGUAUGGCGAUCGAUCUGACGCCGCCUCGUACGUCAACGCGGGGCAGAACGGUGGGGGCGGGUCAAGCAUCACUUCCUUUGGGGCUCGUGCUGCUCGCCAGGUGGAUAGACAAAAGGCGGGCGCGGGGGCUUUCGUUGGGACAAGAGGCAGCGGUGAGGAUGCUCGGGCGACUGCGGCUGCUGGUGGAAGCGGUGGGGACGGGAGGAGGAGGGUGGCCAAGUCGGCUUCUGGUUUGUUGGCGAAGAGAGUCGUCGAGGAGUCGCAGUGA